CCGUGCAUUUUGAUUAAAGCCCCUCGUCUCCCUCCAGUCUGAAGGCAGGGCACCGGGGAGCACUGGGCGGAGGGGCCUGCACGGGGCCGGGCGAGGGAGAGAGAAUCCCUUCGGUGUGUCACGUAUGGCUCUAUAGGAGAAAUCAUCUCUGGGAAUAUUGUGGAAAGGACGGAGUAUAAGUUGAAGGCGCCCAGGUUUAACUCACGCUCGCGGGCGCGCAGCAUGAAGAUGCAGAGGUGGUCCACGCGGUGGAAAACGAAAAGGUGGCCCCGGGACUCGGCCGUGACCGUGCUCAUCACCCUCGCUGUCCUUCUCCAGGCUGCGGAGGUCAGAGGAGCUGAACCAGUUGAUGUGCUAAAAGUAUUAGAAUUUCAUAAUUCACCAGAAGGAGUAUCAAGAACAGCAGGAUUUUGCACUAACAGAAGAGAUUCAAAAGGCUCAGAUGUUGCCUACAGAGUUUCAAAAACUGCACAGCUCAGUGCCCCAACAAAGCAAUUGUACCCAGAUGGAGAUUUUCCAGAAGAUUUUUCAAUACUGAUGACAGUAAAACCUAAAAAGGGCAUUCAGUCCUUCCUUCUGUCUGUCUACAAUGAACAAGGAAUUCAACAAAUAGGUGUUGAAGUUGGAAGAUCCCCUGUCUUCCUCUUUGAAGACCAAAAUGGAAAGCCUGCCCCAGAAGACUAUCCUCUUUUCAGAACAGUCAACAUUGCUGAUGGCAAGUGGCAUCGAGUAGCCAUUAGUGUGGAGAAGAAAAGUGUUACAAUGAUUGUUGACUGCAACAAAAAAACGACAAAACCACUGGAGAGAAGUGACAAACCAAUUGUGGACACUAAUGGCAUCACUGUCUUUGGAACCAGGAUUCUGGAUGAAGAAGUAUUUGAGGGUGAGAUCCAGCAGUUGUUGAUUAUAGCUGACCCCAGAGCUGCAUAUGACUAUUGCGAGCAUUAUAGUCCAGACUGCGAUUCCCCAGUGCCUAAUGCUGCUCAGGCUCAAGAUCCUCAAGUUGAUGAGUACACACCAGAAGAUUUUAUCGAAUAUGACUAUGAGUAUGGGGAUGCAGAUUAUAAAGAAACUGAGUCUGUAACAGAGGGACCCCCACUGUUUGAAGAGACAGUAGCACAAACAGAGGCAAACAUUGUCGAUGAAUUUCAAGAAUAUAGCAUAGCUGAAAAUGACUACGGGCCCCAGACAGAAGCUCCCUCCAGAACUACUGAAGCCAAUGAGCAAAACCCUGUUGAAGAAGUAUUUGCUGAAGAAUACAUAACUGGAGAGGAUUAUGAUAAAAAAACUGAGGAAACUGAAUAUGGAAGCAGAGGAGUAGACCUCAGUGAAUCUGAUCUUCUGGUAGAUGGAGAUUUAGGCGAAUAUGAUUUUUAUGAAUAUAAAGAGUAUGAAGAGAAACCGACUGAUUCUACUAAUGAGGAGUUUGGUCCAGGUGUUCCUGCAGAGACUGAUAUCACAGAAACAAGCGUGACUCAACAUGGGGCUUAUGGAGAAAAAGGACAAAAGGGAGAACCAGCUGUGAUUGAACCUGGUAUGCUCAUUGAAGGACCGCCAGGACCAAGAGGACCUGCUGGUCUUACAGGUCCCCCAGGUUUACAAGGCCCUGUUGGUCCUCCAGGUGACCCUGGUGAAAGGGGUCCACCUGGUCGUCCUGGUCUCCCUGGUGCUGAUGGUUUAGCAGGUCCCCCAGGUACCAUGUUAAUGCUACCGUUCCGCUUUGGUGGAGAUGGUGAGAAGGGCCCAACAAUCUCAGCUCAGGAAGCUCAAGCACAAGCUAUUCUUCAGCAAGCAAGGAUUGCAAUGAGAGGUCCACCUGGUCCCAUGGGACUCACUGGAAGACCAGGUCCUGUGGGAGGACCUGGAGCAGCAGGUGCUAAGGGAGAAAGUGGUGAACCGGGUCCUCAGGGUCCUCGUGGUGUUCAAGGUGCCCCUGGUCCAAGUGGAAAAGCUGGCAAACGGGGACGGCCUGGAGCUGAUGGUGCCAGAGGAAUGCCAGGAGAACCUGGUGCAAAGGGUGACAGAGGAUUCGAUGGUCUUCCUGGCCUCCCUGGUGACAAAGGUAACAGGGGAGACCGUGGCCCACAGGGACCUCCUGGCUUACCUGGUGAAGAUGGAUCAAGAGGAGAAGAUGGGGAAGUUGGACCAAGAGGUCUCCCAGGUGAAGCUGGUCCACGGGGACUACUGGGUCCCAGAGGUACACCUGGUCCCCCUGGACAACCUGGCAUUGCAGGUAUUGAUGGACCUUCAGGCCCAAAGGGAAACAUGGGUCCUCAAGGGGAGCCAGGACCCCCUGGUCAGCAAGGAAUCCCAGGCCCACAAGGCCUUCCUGGUCCACAAGGUCCUAUUGGACCUCCUGGUGAAAAAGGACCUCAAGGCAAGCCUGGCCUUCCUGGUCUUCCUGGUUCUGAUGGGCCCCCUGGUCAUCCUGGCAAAGAGGGUCAAUCUGGAGAGAAAGGUGCAUUGGGGCCUCCAGGUCCUCAAGGUCCAAUUGGCUAUCCAGGUCCUCGGGGAGUAAAGGGAGCUGAUGGUGUUCGUGGUCUCAAGGGAUCCAAAGGUGAAAAGGGUGAAGAUGGUUUCCCAGGAUUUAAGGGUGACAUGGGCCUUAAGGGUGAUCGGGGAGAAGUUGGUCAACCUGGCCCAAGAGGAGAAGAUGGUCCAGAAGGUCCAAAAGGUCGAGCAGGUCCAUCUGGGGACCCAGGUGCUGCUGGUCCUGCUGGGGAAAAGGGCAAGCUUGGUGUACCUGGAUUGCCAGGAUAUCCAGGAAGACAAGGUCCAAAGGGUUCAACUGGUUUCCCAGGAUUUCCAGGUGCCAAUGGAGAGAAAGGUGCAAGGGGAUUACAUGGCAAACCAGGCCCCAGAGGACAGCGAGGACCAACAGGUCCAAGAGGCUCAAGAGGUCCAAGAGGCCCCACAGGCAAACCAGGUCCAAAGGGUACUUCAGGCAAUGAUGGUCCGCCUGGCCCUCCAGGUGAAAGGGGACCACAAGGGCCUCAAGGACCUGUUGGAUUUCCUGGACCAAAGGGACCCCCAGGCCCACCUGGUAAAGAUGGCUUGCCUGGACAUCCAGGACAGCGGGGUGAGACUGGAUUUCAAGGAAAAACUGGCCCUCCUGGUCCUGGUGGGGUUGUUGGCCCUCAGGGUCCUACUGGUGAGACUGGCCCAAUUGGUGAAAGAGGUCAUCCAGGUCCUCCUGGCCCACCAGGUGAACAAGGCCUCCCAGGUGCUGCAGGAAAAGAAGGUGCUAAGGGUGACCCAGGUCCUCAAGGUAUUCCUGGGAAAGAUGGACCAGCAGGACUUCGUGGUUUCCCUGGGGAAAGAGGCCUUCCAGGAGCGCAGGGUCCCGCUGGUCUAAAAGGAGGGGAAGGCCCACAAGGUCCACCUGGCCCUAUUGGCUCACCAGGAGAACGUGGAGCAGCAGGCACUGCUGGUCCAAUUGGUCUACCAGGUCGUCCUGGACCUCAGGGUCCUCCAGGCCCUGCAGGGGAGAAGGGUGCUCCUGGUGAAAAAGGUCCUCAAGGUCCAGCUGGACGUGAUGGAGUACAAGGUCCUGUAGGACUUCCUGGUCCUGCUGGUCCAAGUGGUUCUCCUGGAGAAGAUGGUGACAAGGGUGAAAUUGGUGAACCGGGUCAAAAAGGUAGUAAAGGUGACAAAGGAGAAAACGGUCCUCCAGGUCCACCAGGUCUCCAGGGUCCUGUUGGUGCCCCUGGCAUAGCUGGAGGUGAUGGGGAGCCAGGUCCAAGAGGUCAGCAAGGAAUGUUUGGGCAAAAAGGUGAUGAAGGUCCUCGAGGUUUCCCAGGCCCUCCAGGCCCUAUUGGCUUACAGGGUUUGCCUGGCCCACCAGGUGAAAAAGGUGAAAAUGGCGAUGUGGGCCCAAUGGGUCCACCUGGUCCUCCAGGUCCAAGAGGUCCACAAGGUCCUAAUGGAGCUGAUGGUCCUCAAGGUCCCCCAGGCUCAAUCGGCUCUGUUGGAGGUGUUGGGGAAAAGGGUGAACCUGGAGAAGCUGGUAACCCUGGACCUCCUGGAGAAUCUGGAACAUCUGGUCCAAAAGGUGAAAGGGGAGAAAAAGGUGAGGCUGGUCCACCUGGAGCAGCUGGACCACCAGGUGCUAAAGGACCUCCAGGUGAUGAUGGGCCUAAGGGUAACCCAGGUCCGGUUGGUUUUCCUGGAGAUCCUGGUCCCCCUGGAGAGCCCGGUCCAGCUGGUCAAGAUGGUGUUGGUGGAGAGAAGGGCGAAGAUGGUGAUCCUGGUCAACCUGGUCCACCUGGUCCUUCAGGAGAAGCUGGCCCACCUGGUCCACCUGGAAAGAGAGGACCUCCUGGAGCAACUGGAGCUGAAGGCAGACAAGGUGAAAAAGGUGCAAAGGGUGAACCUGGUGCAGAAGGAGCUCCUGGAAAGACGGGUCCAGUUGGUCCUCAGGGACCAGCAGGAAAACCUGGCCCUGAAGGUCUCCGGGGCAUUCCUGGCCCUGUGGGAGAACAAGGUCUACCUGGAGCACCAGGUCAGGAUGGUCCUCCUGGGCCUCUGGGUCCACCUGGCUUGCCUGGACUGAAAGGAGAUCCAGGUUCCAAAGGAGAGAAGGGACAUCCUGGUUUGAUUGGCCUGAUUGGACCUCCAGGAGAACAAGGUGAAAAGGGUGAUAGGGGUCUUCCUGGCCCACAGGGGUCUCCCGGAGCCAAAGGUGAUGCAGGAAUUUCUGGUCCUGCUGGUCCACUUGGACCCCCUGGUCCUCCUGGUUUACCUGGUCCCCAAGGUCCAAAAGGCUCCAAAGGAUCCAGUGGUCCUGCUGGUCAAAAGGGUGAUAGUGGUCUACCUGGCCCACCUGGUCCUCCAGGUCCUCCAGGUGAAGUAAUUCAGCCACUGCCAAUCCAGUCACCCAAAAAGACUAGAAGAUCUCCAGAUUACAUGGUAUCUGAUGCUGGUGAUAAUAUUCUGGAUUAUUCUGAUGGCAUGGAGGAGAUCUUCGGUUCACUGAAUUCACUGAAGCAAGACAUUGAGCAUAUGAAGUAUCCAAUGGGCACUCAGAGCAACCCAGCCCGAACUUGCAAAGACUUGCAGCUCUGCCACCCAGACUUCCCAGAUGGGGAAUAUUGGAUUGAUCCUAACCAGGGUUGUUCUGGAGACUCCUUCAAAGUGUACUGCAAUUUCACAGCAGGCGGGGAAACUUGCAUCUACCCAGAUAAGAAAUCUGAAGGAGUUAGAAUUUCAUCAUGGCCAAAAGAGAAUCCAGGAUCUUGGUUUAGCGAAUUUAAACGUGGCAAACUUCUUUCAUAUUUGGAUGUUGAAGGCAAUUCCAUUAACAUGGUUCAAAUGACAUUCCUUAAACUACUGAGCGCCUCUGCCAGACAAAAUUUCACAUACAACUGCCAUCAGUCUGUAGCUUGGCACGAUUCCUCAUCUGACAGCUAUGACAAAGCACUAAGGUUCUUAGGAUCAAAUGAUGAAGAGAUGUCUUAUGACAACAAUCCUUACAUCAAAGCCCUUCACGAUGGCUGCGCGUCAAGAAAGGGCUACGCAAAGACAGUGAUUGAAAUCAACACACCCAAAAUAGACCAAGUGCCUAUAGUUGAUGUGAUGAUCAAUGACUUUGGCGAUCAGAACCAAAAGUUUGGAUUUGAGGUUGGUCCUGUCUGCUUCCUUGGUUAAAUUUAAGAAAAAGAUCAGAUCAACAAAAACGUGGCACUUUGGUGCUACCAGCCUACUUCAUGCCACAUGCAAGUUUUGAAUAAGAAUGGCAUAGAAAAUAUGUCUUGCUGUGUACCUAUGUCUCAUCUAGAAAGUAACUGUUGCCCUUGUAGGGCCAGAAUCACAUGACUUAAACUAAUUUUGCAAGGAUGCUGUGGCACAGACAGACAACAUAGGGCUCACUUUGUCAACGCCCCACCCUACCUUUGGAUACCUUUGGUGCUGUUUAAAAAAAGAAAAAAAAAAAAGAACAAAUGACAUGGUGCUCCUUUGAUUACAAAGAGGUGUUACGAAAGUGUUUAAUAAAUUGUAAUUAUUCUAUGUACAGUACUUAUACUGUUAUUUCUCUGUCCAUUUGCAAAACUUGCAUGUGCCUCUAAAUUGCAUCUGGCUCUUAUUUUAUAAUUACAAAACUACAUUGUCAAUACUGUUUAUGUAUUCUGAAAAAAUAAAGCUGUAAUUGCCAGUGAAGCCAUUUCAAUUUCUGAUUAAUAAUAAAAUCCCUUUGUAUAUAUUGUUGUUGAAGAGCUUUGUUAUUUGAAGUCGCCAAAAAACCUUAAGGUGGCAAAACUGGAAGAUCUUGAGCAGCACACUCAAAUACCCUUUUCUGCUGAUAUUAUUAUGUGAUGAUGAAUUUCAAUACUGAAAGCACCUUCAAAGGUGUUGUGUUCCAUGGUGCUAUACCUCAGACCUUUUAUUUUCUUUUCUAAUUUCAGAAUUUCAUACAAAAUCUGUAUAUACCUAAAAUAAGUAAAUUUAUAUUUUUGGGCAGGGAGAAUAUGUAAAAAAACAAAAACAAAAAAACAAACAAAAAAACCAAACUUCUGUUUAAAUCUGUGUGAAUUAAAUCAGUUAAUCAGUUAUAUAGCUUUCCUUUUUUUUUUUUUUUUUUUUCUUCCCCAAAUGUAUCUCAUGUGAAUUUGUUCCUGUUGUGCUUACCUGGUAUGCAUAAAUAUUAAAACUGGGUUACUGGAUUCUAAACAGUUAUUUAUGGAUUUUUGCAGUGUUUAUUUAGAAUUUUAGUAAGCAGUAAUGGAUGUUUGCUUCCUGAAGUGGACAUUAGAAGUUCCACAGAAUGGUCCUAUAAAAUAUUUGCCCAUCCCAUUAAUAUAAAUUAUUUUUCCUGUUAUUUCAACUGAAGGCCAGGAAUGCAAUAUGUCUAGGUCAUGUGAUUCUAUAUAGUUGCUAAGCAACAUGAGGGGACUGCUUUCUACAGAGCUGUCUUUGACCCAAAUUGUUAAAAUUUGCUAUUCAAAUCUCACCAAAAAAGUUGGUUUGGCCUUCCCUUUGAACACUUCAUUCAGGUAGUUGUAAGUAGAAAUUGCAUUUUAAUUUUGCAGCAGAAAUCCUUUUGUAAUUAUUUUUCAUAAUAUAUGUAAGACUUGAAAAUAAAUGUUUGUUUCUGUUUCUUAUAAGUUGUUAAAUUAAAUAGUACUAGCUUCUGCUGGCUCAUUUCCAACUGGUACUUUCUCAUGCACGUUUAUACAUGUAAAGAUAAGAUUUCAAAAGUCAACUUUUUGCUGUUCGUAUUUUCUUCUAUUUUUGAACCAAAGUUUGUAACUGUCACC
Lagopus leucura (white-tailed ptarmigan) is the source of this 7253-nucleotide messenger RNA. RefSeq names its product collagen type XI alpha 1 chain (gene COL11A1). Gene Ontology annotation, molecular function: extracellular matrix structural constituent. The transcript is spliced from 67 exons. NCBI's taxonomy places the organism in Eukaryota, Metazoa, Chordata, Aves, Galliformes, Phasianidae. The coding region runs from base 223 to 5646 and encodes 1807 amino acids. The record is from RefSeq and is a predicted model, not a curated record.